AUGGUGGGGCUGGAGGAGGCAGAGGAGCACCUGGGUACGUACCUGGAGAGGGUAGCCACCCAGGGUGAGGCCAACACCAAGCCGGAGCUGCAGUUCAGGGAGCGGGGGCUCAGCCACGUCAAGAUCGACAGCAGGGACAUCAGCACCCAUCGACGAGUUCCGCUCCAAGGUUUGAGAGUGAGUUUGACCUGCGCCAGUCUGUGGAGGCUGACAUCGUGGGGGCUGAAGAGGAUGCUGGGGGUGAUGUCCCUGGCCAGGAGCGACCUGGAGAUGCAGCUGGAGGACCUGAAGGAGGAGGUGGUUUACCUCAAGAAGAACCAUAAGAAGAAGACCAUGUGGUUCCGUGACCCGAUGAGUGGUCAGGUGCAGGUGGAGGUGGACGCGGCCCUGGCCCAAGACUUGUACACUGUCAUCACUGAGAUCAGAGAGCAGUACCAGGGCUUGGUGUCAAAGAGCCGUAGAGAGACCGGGGCCUGGUUCAAGAACAAGGUUGAAGUGGUGCAGCAGGAGGUGAGCUCCAGUACUGAGGUCCUGCAGACCACCAGUGUAGAGCUGAAGAGCGGCCAGUCCACCGCCAGAGACCUGGAACUGGAGCUGCAGUGUCCCCUCUCCGUGGUAAAGUGGCAUUCCCAACACAACCGAUGCUCUACGGAGGGGAACCUUGCGGAGAUGGAAGCUUGCUACGGAGCUAUAAUGAUGAGUCUACAGGCGUCAGUGACAGAUCUGGAGAGCCGGCUGACCCAGAUCAGGGCAGACACAGAGCGCAGCUCCCAGGAGUACCAGGCCCGGCUGGACAUCAAGACCGCAGGCUGCUGA
Salmo salar (Atlantic salmon) is the source of this 816-nucleotide messenger RNA. The record is from RefSeq and is a predicted model, not a curated record. Lineage: Eukaryota; Metazoa; Chordata; Actinopteri; Salmoniformes; Salmonidae.